AUGGAGGUCGUCUACAUCUUCGUUCGUCCAAACGACAACACCGGCAUGGCCACAGUCAGCCCACCCAACCUCAACAAAGCGAAGCUCUGCGCUCUCUCCAAGACUGCGCGCCAUCGUCUGUCAUUGCAGAAGAAUGGCAUCGACAAGAACAUGCUCGAAUUCCGUGAGACCGAGCUCAACUAUGCGUCCGCUACGAAGGUUCUGAAGUGGGUGAGCGAGAACAGUGCCACCAACCCGAAGCCGAUGACUGUGGAGGCCCUCAAGAUCGCCAACUUCUACGAAGCCAUCUACGUCUAUCAGGCUGCUCACACGCUCGAUGUCGAUCGCACAGCUCGCGGCGACUCCAUCCCCAACUCGAUCCGCGCCUGCAUCAAGACGACUACUCUUCAGCUCGACCAAUUCGCCACGAUCGUCAACAAUCUCUCGUUCGAUAAGGGCCUGUGCAAGUCGGCCAUGAACAGCACGAUGUACAAAGUCAUCAGAGGUGGAGAGCAGGCGGUCCCAGAUAUCGACGAGAUCAGGAAAUCAACAUCAACGAGAGCAUCGCGGCGAAGAAGGAGUGUGACAAGAAGAAGGCGGCUAAGCGCAAGCAGCACGCAUGCAGCCACGGUUACUCAAGCCGCCGCUGAGCUGGUUAGCAGAGAACGGUUGCAGGUACGAAUCAUGCAUGGAGUCGAGAUGUGA
Messenger RNA from Saxophila tyrrhenica, 684 nucleotides. RefSeq lists its product as uncharacterized. The transcript is spliced from 2 exons. Lineage: Eukaryota; Fungi; Ascomycota; Dothideomycetes; Mycosphaerellales; Extremaceae. The record is from RefSeq and is a predicted model, not a curated record. Bases 1 to 684 code for a protein of 227 amino acids.